Messenger RNA from Cryptococcus amylolentus CBS 6039, 2087 nucleotides. RefSeq lists its product as hypothetical. Gene Ontology annotation, molecular function: nucleotide binding. The transcript is spliced from 8 exons. The coding region runs from base 104 to 1324 and encodes 406 amino acids. The record is from RefSeq and is a predicted model, not a curated record. NCBI's taxonomy places the organism in Eukaryota, Fungi, Basidiomycota, Tremellomycetes, Tremellales, Cryptococcaceae.
GCCACUAGACACAUACGUUAAAAGUGCUCCCUCUGGCCUCUGGGCUCUAUAUAGCACAUUGACUCGACUAUCAUCAGUACGCUAGACUCUUGAAGCUGAAGACAUGGCCCCAAUCGCUAUACGUUCGCCUGUGUCCUCGUCCCCUGCCGUCGAGCCAGAGGCAAAGAAACAAAAGCUUGCCGACAGUCAGGUCCCCGAUUCUGACCUCGCCAUACCCAAGAGCGACAUUGAAGGCAUCCUGAUCUCCAAGACUACUCUCGCAGAGGCAGGAGCCAAGCGGCCCGUGACCUUGGUCGUCAUCGGUGCCGGUGCUCGAGGACAGGUAUACACUUCUUACGCCUUGGAGCACCCAGGCCUCGCACAAGUCGUCGCCGUAGCCGAACCUCGUGCUCAUCGACGUAAAGUCAUGUCCCGUCUCCACUCUAUCCCGAAAGAGUACCAAUUUGACUCUUGGCAGCCCCUUCUCGCUCUAGGCAAGAUUGCCGACGCAGUACUCGUCACUGUCCUCGACGAUCUUCAUGCCGAGCUCGUAUCUGCCUUUGCGCCCUUGGGGUAUCAAAUCCUUUGCGAGAAACCUAUGGCGACCAAACCGGGGGAAUGUCUCAGGAUUGUCAAAGAGGUGGAGGCGAAUCACACUGAUGUAUUCGGCAUUGGACAUGUUUUGAGGUACUCGCCUUACAACAAAGCCGUCAAGGAGGUCAUCGAUUCAGGGGUUUUGGGUGAGAUUGUCAACAUUCAACACAUAGAGCCUGUCGGGAAUCAACACUUUGCGCACAGCUAUGUCCGCGGCAAUUGGAGUAAAGAGGCCCAGACGUCUUUCGCAUUGAUGACCAAAUGCUGCCACGACAUCGACAUCCUCUCCUACUUUCUCUCCGGCCUCCCUCCCAAGAAGGUCCAUUCCUUCGGCUCAAUCCACCACUUCAAAAAGUCCAAGAAACCCGUCCAAGCCGGCCAGGCCAUGAGGUGCACGGACUGUGCAUAUGAAAGCGAAUGCGUGUGGAGCGCAAAGAAGAUCUACCUAGAAGGACUCGAAGGCGGACGACAUAAAUGGGCCGACCACAUAGUCGAUGCCGACGUAUUAGACAUUGAAAACAUCACCGACGCCCUCAAAACAGGCCCCUACGGCGUCUGCGUGUAUGAAGCAGGCAACGACGUCGUCGACCACCAAGUCGUCAAUAUCGAGUAUGAAGGCGGCGUCACCGCGAGCAUGACCAUGUCUGCUUUUACAGAGUCGAUCUGUGACAGGGGCACGCGGAUCCAGGGUACGAAAGGCGAGCUGAUUGGCGAUAUGGUCACAUUUGUACGCCCUCUUCUUCUUCUCUAGGAUCCCUCCAUCAUACGAGUAGUUGAGAAUUGACACGUGAACGUAGGACGUAUUCGACUUUUUGACACGUACCAAAUCCCACCACGUCCCGCCGAUCCUCCCAGGCCAUCAUGGCGGCGGCGAUUCCGGCCUCGCAGCCGCUUUUGUGCAAGCCGUGUCGGAGAAAGAUCAGUCUGUACUAGGGGUCACACCGGGAGAAGUGUUGGAUCCGCAUUUGUUGGUGUUUGCUGCUGAAAAAGCGAGGAGGGAAGAGAGAGUUGUCGACUUUGAAGCGUUCAAGAAGGGCGUCGUGGUGGAGGGCGCAAAGUGAGAUGGGAAUGAGGUUGAGGGGUUUGACUUACAUAUAAAGAAAGACAAGGUGUAUUUGCUCUGGUUGCGAAUGUCUGGACCUGAUCACAGACACGGUAUACAAGGAUCGAGACCGUGGCAUGGUGGUGACAUAUGUAUCCCAAACGAAUCAAAGUACGAACAAGAGCACUCGACAAGAAAAAAAAGCAGACGCUCGAGCAAUACUACUCGAGACUCGAGAGUACUCUAAAUCGUACGAGUACAAGAGACGACCCCAAGCGAAAUAAAUGGGUAUAUAGACGUAUACAAGAUGAUCCAAAAGUACACUAGCACUAUCAAAGCUGAUUGCAAAACUAACCAUAUCAUUCGGAAAUCGUAUCUCACUUCCUUCUCCCUUCUCCCUCCUCGUCUUUUCUCUUCUGUCCCUGGUCUCUGAUUAUUUGCUCCUCAAGACGAACUCAAACAUCAUCCCCAC